AUGAAACUGUAUGCGAAAUCCGUCGUGCUCGGGAGUUUACUGCUGGGACUCGCGCAUGGCAUAUCAGUCCAGGAAAACUAUACUAUAUGCAACUGGGCUCGAUUGAGGGCUGGAGUCGUCCGGGAUGCCCUGUACCUCGACGGUGGCUUGUUGUGGUGGCAAACGGCCUUUGCAGAUGGAACCGCGCCGGUCGUGAGCAGCGAUGGCAACGUCGAGGGCGACAUGUUCGUUUUGAACUUCUCGAGGCCGUUUGACACCACGACAACUAACGUGUCGGGCUUGUUUGAUCGCAUGUCGAAAGCAGGUGGCGCAGGAAACAACAUUGCGCCCAACUAUGUCGAUGGGACCAUGUUCACCAACGACGGGGAGUUGUAUCUUUACGGUGGUCUCCCCCGUCUCACCGAUUCUGCCUCUCCGCAAAGCGCCGAAACUGUCCUGGGAUAUGAAGCCUACCAGUACGGUCCGGAUCGAGCCAGCUGGAGUCCCGGCUUUUACCAGGGAACUCUGCCGGACGGCGUCACGAGAUACAUCACAAACGGCGCGGGAGUGUCUGCGCCCAGUGAGAACCUGGGGUUCUACUUCAGCGGCAUGCGGUCGCCGACCUGGGGCCCGAUAUACUACGAGGACUCGUCCGCCAAUGUGACGGCGGACACUCUGAUCGAGGUGGACAUGUCGGUCAUGAGGAGCGAGAAGUGGACAAACACCACGCUCCCGGACAACAUCCGGCCGCGCGCAAACGCCGAGCUGGUCUGGAUCCCCGUCUCCGAGAAAGGCGUCCUGGUCGCGAUCGGCGGCGUCUCUGCGCCCGAGGAGAUCUGGGCGUCGGGCUUGAACAGCUCGCAGACUUCGGAAAGUGAGGCGCAGAGUCCCGGCUUCAUGACGUCCUUGCCGGUCUACGACGUCGCCUCCAGCACCUGGUACCUGCAAAAGACCACCGGUCAGGCCCCGGGCCAGCUCACCGAGUUCUGCUCUGUCGUCGCAAUGGCCAAGGACUCGUCGUCGUUCAACGUCUACAUCUACGGUGGAUACGAUGGGUUGAACGCGGACGACGAACCCUCGGACGACGUCUGGAUCCUAUCGAUCCCAUCUUUCCAGUGGAUCAAAGCGUACAGCGGGAACAAGUCUCACGGCCGCUCGGGCCACCGUUGCGUCACUCCAUAUCCCGAUCAGAUGUUUGUCAUUGGCGGCGUCCACCAAAACCAAGCGAAUUGUGUCGAAGGCGGCAUCCUUCAGAUUUUCAACCUCAACAAUCUCGAGUUUCAGAACACCUACGAUCCCUCGACCUGGUCGGACUAUCAGGUGCCCGCCGCCAUCACCAAAGUGAUAGGGGGUAAUGCUCAAGGAGGCUCUACAAAGACGGCGGCCUGGUCGGACGGGGCCCUGGCUGGCGUCUUCGCGAAAUCGUAUUCGAGACAAAUCACAAACUACUACCCAUACCCCGUCAAUGGCUCCUCAGCGGGCUCGUCGGGCGGUGGACACUCGGGAGUCAGCAAAGGCGCCAUCAUUGGCAUCAGUGUCGCGGCUGCCGUGAUGUUCAUCCUCAUCCUCAUCCUCAUAUUCCUCCUGGUCCGGCGCCGUCGGAUCAUCAACAGUGGCUCUUCGGAGAAGUCUUCGCAUUCCAGCAAUAGCCGGAUCACACGAUGGUUGAACGGGGCUUCAUGCGCCGCAGGGAGUCCAAAACGCCCGCCACAUCAAUUCCGUCAAUCCUCCCAAAGCUCGCCACCAGAGGUGCAGCAAGUUGGGUAUACCUCUCUGUCCGAGGAAGCAACUCCCCCACUGCAACCAGAGCGCCAUGAAAUGGCCAACAACACAGAACGUCCCAAGCCGCCUUACGAACUGGCCACGCCGUACAACAAUCUCGGCCAUCCGCGUCACUCGGGGAUCGUCGACUACGCGUACAACGCCAAUUUCGGCCACACACACUCCAACUCGAACUCGCAAUCGACAUCUUCCGAUGAUGUCUACCGCCCAUCUCCGUUAAGCAACAGCUUCAACGGCAACGGCAACAACAACAACAACACCAACACCAACACCAACACCAACACCAACACCAACACCAACACCAACACCAACACCAACACCAACACCGCCGGCGCCACAUCAUCACCCCUCCGCAGUGUGCGCUUCCCUCCUCCAGGCGCCACGUCCGAGAUCUCCAGCCCUAGCCACGAGAACUCGAGCUCGUCCAACUACUCUUCGACGGGCACCAACGAGACGCUCGCGUGGCCAUUCCCGGCCACCCAAAACAACUGGCGUGGUGGCAACAGCAGCAGGGCGCGCAACACCAACGCAACGCGAUUCCCGUUCGACAGGGAGCGGAGCAGCGAGAGCAGUUCCGUCCAGCCGAUCAUCGAGGAGCAGGAGCCAAGUUCGCGCCGCCAGAGCGCCGCCCAUGAAUUGCCUGCUGACAGUGACAAAGAGGCGCAUUGGUCCCAGUAUCAGCACGGCAACGAGAGCUCGAGCAGCGGAAUAGGGACGUUGCCGAGUCCCACGCGGGCAGGGGAAGGAGGGUCCAUGCCCCAGGACGAGGAGCACAGGAGGAGUCUGUUCGAGACGAUAAGUCCUGCGAGUCCGACGGUGGGGAGAAGUGGGCGGCAUUGAACGACCGUAAGAAGUCACAGUAACGAUGAGAAACGAUACGGCAACCUUGGAAAGUAUCGCGGUUAUGAGCAAUGUACAGGAAAAAGGUAGCCUCUUGCGCUCCUGCUUGUAAUUGG
Cladophialophora immunda is the source of this 2717-nucleotide messenger RNA. RefSeq lists its product as uncharacterized. The coding region runs from base 1 to 2601 and encodes 866 amino acids. The record is from RefSeq and is a predicted model, not a curated record. Gene Ontology annotation, molecular function: protein binding. Lineage: Eukaryota; Fungi; Ascomycota; Eurotiomycetes; Chaetothyriales; Herpotrichiellaceae. The transcript has 2 exons.